Messenger RNA from Nelumbo nucifera (sacred lotus), 2554 nucleotides. Its product is annotated as protein BIG GRAIN 1-like A. The record is from RefSeq and is a predicted model, not a curated record. Gene Ontology annotation, biological process: auxin-activated signaling pathway. Lineage: Eukaryota; Viridiplantae; Streptophyta; Magnoliopsida; Proteales; Nelumbonaceae.
UCUCUCUCUCUUGCCUCUCCUCAUUUCUCUCUCCCUCGUCUCUCCCGUCUCUUCCAGUUCAAGGCGUGGUAUAUGCCUUUCAUUACUUUUCUCUCUUUCUCUCUCUCUCUCCUCAUUUCUCUCUAAAAACCGGUAAAAGAACAAGUCCUCAAGCACACCAUCAAUUGCACUGUCUGCCCAUGUUUCCUUCUCCUCCACAUUCUCUCGCAGUUAACAGAUAGAAUUAGACAGAGAGAGAGAGAGAGAGAGAAAAAAAAAAAACAAAACAAACAACUGAUACUCUGCUCAAGAAAUGUCUACUCUCUCCGUCUCUGUUCUUUCACAUGCCCUCGUUUGAUUAAUCUCUCUUGCAGCUUUUGACCCUUCCGCAGCAGACAGCCAGACACUAAAGCGAGAUUAGCCCCAAGGCUUCUCCUGUUUGUUUYCCCGUCCUCUCUCUCCCUAUUUUUCUCGUUUCUUUUUUAUUAUCUUUUCUCUCUAUAAAUCUUCUGAGGAUGGAUAGGUGGCAUAAGUCGCUAAGAGAAGACAGAUUUUGUCAAGAAAGGAAAAUCCCAUCUUUUUCUUCCACUCUCCUUGACGCGAUUUACCGUUCCAUAGACGAAGACGAAGGGGGAGAAGAAGAACUGGUUUUCAAUAGAGAAGCCAUGAGGAAGAAACAGAGCAUCGCAACAGACAGCAACGUUAGAGGAAGCAGUUUCUUACAAGAAGAUAGGGCGAGUCUUCGACGAGCCUGUAUGAUCGAGAAAUGGAUGGAGAAGAAGGUGACCGAGAAGGUCGUUUUCAGGCGGAAGUCUACCCCGGAUUUGGACCCGAAGCUACCGAAUGAUCGAAAGUCUGUGCUCCUCAAUUCGACUUCAUGCUCUUCCGAUUCUAGCUCCGCAGGUGGGUUUUCUUCCUCGGAAGCGGAGUCUGUCUACGGAGCAAGAUCGAGGUCAUCGGGUUUCACGGCGCAGAGGCCGAAACCGGUUCGAACUUGUAUUCCGGCUUGGUCGGAGAAACCUCUGCAGUACUACGGUCAUCAAGAGCAGAGAAAAUUGCAUGCUUUUGAUGAAGCUAAUCUUCGUCAUCACCAAGAGAGAGAUUCUCUUCCACAGCAAAAGCCUUCAAAGAACGAAGGUGGUCGUUUCAUCAGGACCAAAUCGAGAGCAUUAAAGAUCUACGGUGAUCUAAAGAAGGUGAAGCAACCAAUCUCGCCGGGGGGACGGCUUGCCGCGUUUCUCAAUUCUCUGUUCACCGCAGGCAAUGCGAAGAAGGCAAAAAUCUCAUCUUCGGCUUGUGGUGGUGGUAUGGAAGAUACGUGUUCGGAGAGGAUUUCGAAAUCGGCACAGGCGUCGACAUGUUCGUCGGCGUCGUCAUUCUCGAGAUCGUGUUUAAGCAAAACCCCAUCUUCGGGUGGGAAAUUGAGCAAUGGCAUGAAGAGGUCGGUUCGAUUCUACCCAGUUAGCGUGAUCGUGGACGAGGACUGUCGGCCAUGUGGGCACAAAUGUCUCUACGAAGACGAUCCGGGCCUGAUCGUGAGACAAAUGGCGGAGCCCCGUUUGAUGAAUGAGGAUCUCAAAUUCCACUUGAUGGAGAAGAACAGGCGAGUCGAACAAGCAGCACGAGAUAUUCUCAGUAGCUACCAGCAGAAGAAGAGCGGUUUCGACAUUAGAGACGCUGAAAUCGAUGUUUGUGACGAAGAAGACGAUGAGGGAGAUGACGCGGCGAGCUAUUCAAGUUCUGAUCUUUUCGAGCUCGAUAACUUAGCAGUAAUUGGUAUAGAUAGGUAUAGAGAAGAGCUGCCAGUGUAUGAAACAACCCAUCUCGGUACCAAUCGCGCCAUCGCUAGUGGCUUGAUUCUGUAGUUGUUCAACAGUAUGUAUUAUAAGAAAGAUGAAAGAAAUAUUGUCAUCCUUUAUGAAUUUUAAUGGWUUGGGGGUUUAUUUUACACCAUCAGAGAAUAAUUAAGUGCUUACUUUUCUUUGGUUUUUGUAUGAGCCUUUCUUCUGUUUUGGGUUAUUCUUUAAUUUAAUUAGCGUAUAAUCAACGUUAAUAAAACAGAAACAGGGGCCAAGGGCCUCCUUGGUUCUUUCCUUGAAAGAAGGAAGGAUACAGUAGUCAAUAUGUUGAUGAGAAGCGAGAGAAGGGGGACGCUGGGUGCUGCUUAUAAGAAAAGAAAAGCAGAGUAGUAGCAGAGCAGAGCAGAGAAGAGCAGAAUGGAAGAGAAAACUAGAAAAGUGAAGAGGAAGCAAUAUAGAUUCAAGAUGCUGUUCACACGCAAAAUGGGGAAAAGGUUUGGGCGGAAGAAGACGAAUUAAGGCAGGACAGAUCUCUAUCUCGAUAGCGAGUAAUGAAGCUUUUGCUUUCUCUGCGGCUGCGGGACCCUCACCCAACUUCCUUCGCUGUCUGUAGCCACGGAGUUGGGAUGGCAUUGGCGUCAGAGAGAGAGAGAGAGAAAUGAAUAGUAUCUUACAGUUACACACAUUCCUUAUUUUAUUCAAGGAGAUCAUGUAGGAUUAAGCCUGUUUCUCAUUCGUCUUAUUUCGUCGGUCAAAAAGAAAUUCCUGGGUAUCUC